Messenger RNA from Dunckerocampus dactyliophorus (ringed pipefish), 1012 nucleotides. RefSeq names its product L-rhamnose-binding lectin SML-like. The transcript has 9 exons. The record is from RefSeq and is a predicted model, not a curated record. NCBI's taxonomy places the organism in Eukaryota, Metazoa, Chordata, Actinopteri, Syngnathiformes, Syngnathidae. Gene Ontology annotation, molecular function: carbohydrate binding. Bases 26 to 697 code for a protein of 223 amino acids.
GCUCAGACUUGACUGGAUCACCUGAAUGAUGCCCUGCCUCAGAGUCAGCGCAACACUGAUGCUGAUAGCAACAUGUUUCCUCUUGAAAGAAGUUGUUUGUGCAGAGCGUGCAACCACCUGUGAAAGCGGUGCGAAUGUUCAUCUCCUAAACUGUGGAUCUGGAGUGAUCAGCGUCCAAGAGGGUUUAUACGGCCGCACAAACCCAGAAAUCUGCAAAGAGGGUCGACCUCCACAGCAGCUUGCUAACACACAGUGCUCCCAGGCGGGUGCUGUGGACGUCCUCAAGACAAGAUGUAAUGGCAAGAAAAGCUGUGAACUGAACAUCAACGUUUUUCGUACUCCUGAUCCCUGUGUUGGCACCUUUAAAUAUUUGGAGACCAACUUCACCUGCUUGCCAGCGAUUAGUGUCCUGGCAUGUGAGGACUCUUUGGCACAUUUGUUUUGUGAUGUUGGACAAGUUAUAUUUGUUUACGGGGCCGACUAUGGACGCCGUGACCGGACCACAUGCACAUACAAAAGACCUCCAACUCAGGUCCAAAAUGCUGAAUGCUCGAGGCCUUCUACACUUGUUGCAAACAGUUGCAAUGGAAAAAACAGCUGCACCAUCAGAGCAAGCAACGCGGUCUUUGGAGACCCUUGUGUGGGCACCUACAAGUACCUGGAGGUUGCUUACACGUGUGAAUAUCCUGGGGUCUGACCCAACAAUGCUCAGUAAACAUAGGGGGAUGGCUUCCAUAGCAUUGUUGUUACAGAGUCCAGAGUGUAACUAUACAUUUUUGAUUUUGGGCAUGAUCUGACUUUUCCCUGUCCUGUAUUUAUGCAAUAUGCUUUAUUCAGGUCUUUGUUAUAUUUACUGUUUGACAAUAUGCUGCAAACAGCAAAAAAUGUACUUUUAGACUACAUAUUCUUAUGACAAAUGAUUCAUCAAUAAGGCUUGGGAAGAGGGUAAUUGAUUUAUUGAUUUUAGUAUUUGUGGUGGAAAAAAAACAUACAAGGGUCAAAAAUGUCACUA